AUGAUUUUCAGUGAUAGCCUACGGUUAGGCCUAUGCGACAACCUACCUUUAACUUUAACGGGAUCAGCUACUACUACGGGCCAGACCCCCAUUGAACGUGCUUCAACAUUCUCGCCCAACAGUAUUCCAGAUUUUUUGGGUCCAGUUGCCACCUUGGCUAAACAUAUAAGCCGUUAUCACAACUUUUGUGUUCUCUUAUGCCUUGUCACAGUUGUUCUGCAUGUUCUUGAGGCAGCCUAUGCUGGAAAGGUUUGCUAUGAUCGAGGCAUGACAAGUGCAGCCACAGCUAAGUGGGUAAUCUCCACUUUUUUCUUUGGCUUCUCCUCAUUAAAGUUGCGUUUAUUACCAUAUAAACCAGUCCGGAAAGAAGCAUGAUGCACCAGCAAAACAUCCAGUGGACUAAACACAAACUAAUUUCUAAUCAGUUCAUUGUUUUGAUGUUUCUUUAAAUUAUUUAGUUAAGAUCCUUCAGUCAUUGAGGACUUUAAAAAUCUAUUGUAAAAUAACUAGUCCAUGGCAAAAAUCUUAUAGAUGAGUUUCUCCUGAUAAAAUGUGUUAUCUUAAAAUUUCAAAGAUGAAUGACACCAAUGUCAUAAAAUGUGUUAAUAGAUUUAAAAAGUUAUGUAAUUUCCAAGUAAUUAGAAAACAGACAAAAACUGAUUUUUUUUAACCUACUGUUAUUUUUGUGAACGAAUAAUGUAUAAAAAAAUCCAACCUAGAGCCAUAGAAAUUAGAAGUCUUGUAAAUUGUAAAUCUAUAUUACUCUAAAGUUUGCAAUAUCCAGUGCCCAUUUUAUUCACUCAUCUAAAAGCUGUCAUUUCACAGCAAAGAAAAUAUACAAAAUUAGAAUGACAAGAAAUUCAAGCAUCCAUUUUUGUUGUCAUUUUCCCAUUGAAAAAGUAAAAAAGAAAUUACACUCAUGCUAAAUAUUUCUAUUUAAGUCUACACUUAUUUAGGACUACCCUCAAUUAUUUUUCUAUUCCUACCGCAUGGAUUAUUAUGUUAAAGCUCAUAAUUAAAAUAGAUUAAGGUUAACAUUAAUUAUAUUAUUUCCUGAUUAGUUGGUACAGAGUUUUAUAGUGUUUUUUCUUUUCCUUUAUUUAUCUCUUAGAAUCACUAUUUUUGAUUUUGGUGUUAUUUCAAAGGAUAAUUAAAUUAGAUUUAAAUGUACGAAUACAACUAAUGAUCUUAAACUUAUACAUUCUAAAUUGUUUGAAGCAGGGAAUACAUUGAGAAGGUCAUACCUAAAACAUUGAAACGGCAAUGAAUGGCAAAGUGAAAUAAUCGCAUUUUCCUCGCUCUUUUUAAAAAUUCGAUUUAUUUUGAACAAUUCAACUUUUGAUGGAAUAGUAGGAUGACUGAGACAGUGGGGGAACUAGAAAAAAAGGGCAACCCCGCAAAAAAAUUUUGUAGGCCCUCCCCCUUAUAUAUAUAUAUAUAUAUAUAUAUAUAUAUAUAUAUAUAUAUAUAUAUAUAUAUAUAUAUAUAUAUAUAUAUAUAUAUAUAUAUAGAUAUAGAUAUAUAUAUAUCCAUCUGGUACACGAAUAAAUCAGAGGUUUUCCAACACACGAGCUGGCCCCAUUCAGUUUUCCAAGUGAGAAGCACGUACUCUCUAAAUCUAGUCCAACACACCAAACUGACGCCGAUUUUUUUUUUUUUGCCCUGUUUUCCAGAAGUUGAAUUAAAUGUUAACAAUGUCGGCAGUUCAUUUCUUGGAUCUUAGGGCGCGGGUUUGUCCACACUACCAACUAGACACGCCAAGGCAUGCUGUAAGUCCCUCGGCGACGGCCCAGGUGUCAGGGAAGUCACGGGGCUCUUGGGAGCUACCGGUUACAUUACUGCACAGGUGAUGGGUGCGACACAUUGUUUCUUCCGGCAGAGCCGCCCCUCCCCUUCCCUGAAAACAGUCUACCCUCCCCCCCCCCCUCUGAACGAAAUGGAAAUUUUAAAUAGAAAAUAUAUACUUUUACCAAUGUCUGACCCCCCCCCCCCCACGAAAAUAUCAAGUGCACCCCCUCCCGGAGACUUAUUCCUAGUGUUGUGAGAAUUUUUAAACGACUGUCUGUGGGGGUCAACCUGGUCAUAUGUGAUGCGCUCAGGAUGACACUGCCGCCGGUGGAUUAAAGUACUAACCCCAUCCGCUUAUGCAGGAUCUUGGGGCACUAAAUCACAUAUUUCCGUUAGGCGUCCCCACUCCAAUAUGUAAACAAAUGUUAGUAGGCCUAUGACAGAAACCUUUGCGGGGCUGUACUCCAGUAGCGUAGGGGG
Molecule: messenger RNA, 2268 nt
Organism: Physella acuta
Lineage: Eukaryota; Metazoa; Mollusca; Gastropoda; Physidae
Product: transmembrane protein 254
Source: RefSeq, a predicted model, not a curated record